CUUGGAACAUCUACAAUCAUUAUACCUACGAUCCUCUCAUCAAACUUCUGGCGAAGAAGACAUACUCAAAAUACAUCUGGAAAGAGAAGGGAAAAUGAAGACUUAUCAGGCGGCGAAGGAAAAGGCGCCGGGGCUCCAUCAUGUGCGCAUCGUCCACGGAGAUGUUGCUUGGGGCUUGGAUCUUGGAUCUUGCAUUGGGUCAACGGCGUUCAUUGUUUUCAACUUGUCUGCGCCUCUAUGUGAAACUGGCGUUUUUGGGGAGGUUUGCGCAUUGCAUAUCUGAUUUUCGAAUCACAAGGAAAAGUCCUCUGGGUUUUGGGAAACGUUUGAAGGGAGGGCUUCUAUGGAGCCAGGGUGUUUUUGAACUUUUUUGUGAAUACUUGUUCUUGUUUAUAUCUCGUUGUCACGCUUAUUUUAGUUGACAAGGCUGUUUCCGCAAGCCGCCAUAUCAAGUUUCUACGAACUGCCCAGGGGG
Molecule: messenger RNA, 475 nt
Organism: Dissoconium aciculare CBS 342.82
Lineage: Eukaryota; Fungi; Ascomycota; Dothideomycetes; Mycosphaerellales; Dissoconiaceae
Exons: 1
Coding region: 141-422 (93 amino acids)
Source: RefSeq, a predicted model, not a curated record